AUGAGUUCUCUUUUUUUUAUGUGUUAUGACAAGGAGAUUAUGCUUUUUCCAAACCCGCAGGUACUACCAUCACUGAGAGAAAAGAAAGAUGAACUCUUAUUGAAAGAGUUGCUUGAACAAUGGUCAAAUUACAAGAUUAUGAACAAGUACAUGUUUAAAUUUUUCUGUUAUCUUGAAAGACACUAUAUCCGCGGUCGCAAUGGACGUCCUACUCUUGAACUAACUGCAUUCUCAUCCUUCUAUUCUCUGGUAUAUGAUGAGAUGCAUAAAAAAGUAAUGGAUGCAAUAUUAGCUAUGAUUGCUCGGAAACGUGCAGGGGAGUCUAUUGAUGAAAAAUUGAUUAAUGAUGCGUUGGCUUUCUACUUAGAGAUUGGAGUAAAAACAAGAAGAAAUGAACCAAAAUGUUUCGUAGAAACAAUGAUGAAAGAGAAUGCAAUUAUGCAUGGGGCUUCCAAUUAG
Trifolium pratense (red clover) is the source of this 459-nucleotide messenger RNA. RefSeq names its product putative cullin-like protein 2. Gene Ontology annotation, cellular component: cullin-RING ubiquitin ligase complex. Bases 1 to 459 code for a protein of 152 amino acids. The record is from RefSeq and is a predicted model, not a curated record. NCBI's taxonomy places the organism in Eukaryota, Viridiplantae, Streptophyta, Magnoliopsida, Fabales, Fabaceae. Gene Ontology annotation, biological process: ubiquitin-dependent protein catabolic process; protein ubiquitination. The transcript has 4 exons. Gene Ontology annotation, molecular function: ubiquitin protein ligase binding.